GUCGGAAAACGCAGCAGGCUGCAGUACUGAGUUGUUGCCGCCUCCUUCCUUCCUUCAAGUUGCAGUGUCUAUAUUUCUUUACAACCUCGACACGAUAAUAAUGGCUGAUGCUGCUUCUGGCUCCGUGGACAGGUCUGUCCAGGUCAAACUGGUUCUUCUCGGUGAGGCCGCUGUUGGCAAAUCUUCGGUAGUCCUCCGUUUUGUCUCGAACGAAUUUCAAGCAAACAAGGAGCCCACCAUCGGUGCAGCAUUCUUGACUCAGAAAUGCCGUCUCGAAGACCGCGUCCUACGUUAUGAGAUUUGGGACACUGCUGGCCAGGAACGUUUCCACUCUCUCGCUCCCAUGUAUUAUCGUAAUGCUCAAGCCGCGGUGGUUGUUUACGAUGUGACGAAAGCAACGAGUUUAGAGAAGGCGAAGUCGUGGGUGAAGGAACUUCAAAGACAGGCAAAUCCCAACAUCGUUAUCGCACUGGCUGGCAACAAAGUUGAUCUCGUACAAACAUCCGCGGUCUCAUCUGGGUCCACUCCAUCAUCCGAGUCUGAAGAUGAGGCGGAUGAUGCUACAGCCACGCCUGGGGAGAGUCCUAGUGCUAGUGGUGACGAGCCAGAGAGUUUGCGACAGGUGCCACGUGAGGAGGCUCAGGCUUACGCUACCGAGGCUGGCUUGCUGUUCUUUGAAACCAGUGCCAAGACUGGUGAGGGUGUCGUCGAGAUAUUUACAGAAAUAGCGAAGAAAAUACCGAUCGAGCACAUUCUGGCUUCCACACGAGGUGGUGCAGGUCGAUCCGGUGGUGCAGGCGGACGAACUGGUGGGGCUAGAGAGGAUGUGAACCUCGAGGAGCAACAGUCCAAGAAAGACGGAUGCAACUGUUGAGUGUGUCGCUAAUUAUUUGGACUCCACAUCUUCAACCUUCGCGACCGUCUCGCUUCUACUUAUUAGCACACCUUUUAUUCCCCUCUCUUUGCCAUUUACGUGGCUAUCGUUGCCUUUGCCUUCAUAUGUAAUCUGCUUUUAUAAUUCAUCUGCAACACAAACAUUGGACU
This is a messenger RNA of Suillus discolor, 1044 nucleotides long. RefSeq names its product GTP-binding protein ypt5. Gene Ontology annotation, molecular function: GTPase activity; GTP binding. NCBI's taxonomy places the organism in Eukaryota, Fungi, Basidiomycota, Agaricomycetes, Boletales, Suillaceae. The coding region runs from base 101 to 874 and encodes 257 amino acids. The record is from RefSeq and is a predicted model, not a curated record. The transcript is spliced from 5 exons.